CAGUUGAAUAGCAGAACAGCACAGUUUUACUAUUCAGUACACAGUCAACUCCUAUAGUGUAUGACAGCUUUGAGAUGAAUGUUAUUGAAGAAAGCUGCUGUUUAUUCCAUCGGCAGGAAAAGAAAUCACUUGAGUUGCAAUCAGUGAGCAUGCAAAGUGAGUUCGGCGAUUAUAAUUUAAAGGAAAAGGAAAAUGUUGGGAUGUAAAAUUGUGUCCCUGAGAAAAUGCAGCAGCAUUCCAUGUCAUAGGAAGCUGAGGAACUUUUACUCCAGGGAGAAUGGAAUGGAUAACUUGGAAUACUGGAUUUGCUUUAAAUUAGAUAGUUAAGAAAUUAAGGGAAAUACCACGGCACAGUCAUGCGUCGCUUUGACAAGCUGAAGAGAUCCAUUCCUUUUCUGGCACGUUUUCAUGUUUAUAAAAAGCUCAGUGGGAGCAUGCAGUCGGAUGAGGGAACAGAGUGGCUUCUUGAACUCCUCACAGAGGUGCAGUUGCAACAGUAUUUCCUUCGCAUCCGUGAUGAUCUCAAUGUUACUCGGCUCUCUCACUUUGACUAUGUGAAAAAUGAGGAUCUUGAAAAAAUUGGAAUGGGCCGUCCUGGCCAGAGGCGACUAUGGGAAGCUGUAAAACGAAGGCGGGCCAUUUGCAAGCGCAAAUCCUGGAUGAGCAAGGUGUUUAGUGGAAAGCGACCAGAGUCAGAAUUCCAGCCUCAGCCAGGAACAACAUUUCGCAAAUUACCAACUCCUCCACCACCACAGCCACCUGAAGGAAAUCAGUCACUGACCUGUUUGAUUAGUGAGAAAGAUCUAACACUUCAUGAGAAACUGGGCGAUGGAUCCUUUGGGGUAGUCAGACGGGGUGACUGGCAGUCACCUUCUGGUAAAGUUAUGAACGUGGCUGUGAAGUGCUUGAAAACAGAUGUAUUAAAUCAACCCGAUGCACUAGAUGAUUUUAUACGAGAAGUCAAUGCCAUGCAUUUUCUGGAUCAUCUCAAUCUUAUCCGUCUAUAUGGUGUAGUUCUAACCCAUCCAAUGAAAAUGGUUACUGAAUUGGCUCCACUUGGUUCUUUACUGGAUCGCCUGAGAAAAAACCAGGGCUACUUUCUCAUUUCAACACUAUGCCAGUAUGCAGUACAGAUAGCAAAUGGCAUGGCUUACCUCGAGUCUAAACGCUUCAUUCAUCGAGACCUGGCAGCUAGAAAUAUCUUACUGGCCUCAAAUGAGUUGGUGAAAAUUGGAGAUUUUGGACUCAUGAGAGCUCUUCCACAAAACGAUGAUCAUUAUGUCAUGCAGGAACAUCGCAAGGUUCCUUUUGCCUGGUGUGCUCCUGAAAGUCUGAAAACUCGAACAUUCUCACAUGCCAGUGAUACCUGGAUGUUUGGUGUCACUCUGUGGGAGAUGUACACAUAUGGUCAAGAGCCUUGGGUAGGCCUCAAUGGGAGUCAGAUUUUGCAUAAAAUUGAUAAAGAGGGUGAGCGGUUGCAAAGGCCUGAAGACUGUCCACAGGAUAUUUAUAAUGUGAUGCUUCAGUGCUGGGCGCACAAACCUGAGGACAGACCAACAUUCGUGGCACUCCGAGAUUUUCUGAUUGAGGCACAGCCUACGGACAUGCGAGCGCUGCAGGACUUCAGUGAACUAGACAAACUGCAGAUUCAGAUGAAUGAUGUUAUCACAGUCAUCGAGGGCAGGGCUGAAAAUUAUUGGUGGAGAGGUCAGAACAAGCGCACACUGAAGGUGGGACAGUUCCCACGAAAUACAGUGACUUCCGUCGCAGGCCUUUCAGCCCAUGACAUCAGCCAUCCACUCAAGAACAGCUUUAUUCACACGGGGCAUGGAGAUACCAAACUUGAGCGUUGCUGGGGCUUUCCUGACAAAAUAGAUGAAUUGUACCUGGGCAAUCCUAUGGAUCCUCCAGAUGUACUUGGACUGGAUAUGAAGCUGACCAGGCCAACACAGCUACCAGGAAGAUCAAAGAGGCCUGCACCCUCCAUGAUUGUCCUAAGUGCUACACCUGCUCCCUCACCUCCAUUCAGGGCCCAAACAGUCCUUCCAGAACCUGUCUAUGACCCUGUGAUUGAGGAGGAAACUGUAGGUUCUUUACCUCUAAAAAAGCUCAGCCUCAAGAAACAGGGCCCAGCAAAGUCUUUAAAACUGAACAAACCUGCUGCGCGUGUUUCUGCCACAAAGCUAGGUGAGAAGCCAUCAGAAUGGAGUAAAUCCUUGGGUCAUACAAACAAUGAGGUGGCUCUGAUUGAUUUUGGGGAUGAUCAGACUGGUCACACUCCAUCCCCAGUACUGGAAAAUACUAUUCCUACACUGGCUAAGCUAGUAUUGAAUUCGUACUCACUGCUGGACAAGACACCACCUCAGAGUCCAACCAGAACUCUGCCUAGACCUUUGCAUCCUGUUCCUAUAGUUGACUGGGAUUCUAAACCCUUGCCUCCACCUCCAGCCUAUGAUGAUGUUGCUCAGGAUGAAGAUGAUUUUGAAGUUUCGUCCAUUAAUAGUUUGGAUACUGAAUUAAUUGGUGAACGGUCAAAAUACGGAACGCUUCAAUUGCCAAGAAAUCAAGAAUCGGGAGAAACUAAUUAUGCAUUUGUGCAUGAUACAGAUGGAAAAGGGAAAUCCAAAGUGGAGGAUAAUCUAUUCCUUCCCCCAAAGCAGAUGAAGCAAACUAACUUUUCUCAGUCAGCUGAAAUAUUUGAGGAACUACAACAAGAAUGCAUGAAAAGACUUAAUGUUCCUAUUAUUUCAACUCCAGCCUCCUCACCAACUCCCAUCUCUUUGUCAGCAACUGUAUCUCCAUCUACUUCAGAUGAUAAACCUCAGAUCCCACCACGGAUUCCCAUUCCUCCACGGCCUUUAAGAAGAAAUGAGCCGGGCCGUUGGUCUGGUGAGUUGUCACCUGCUUCUGGAGGAGAAGAGGAUAAGCCUCCACAGAUUCCUCCCAGGGAUCCAUUGUCCCAGCCAUCCUCAAGAACUCCAAGCCCUAUGGCAAUUCCAGCUAGUUCUCCACAGCAAAGGACAACUGCAGCUUCCAUGGCAACAUUAACUGUGGGUGCAUAUCUCUCAACAUCUCCUAGCAAGUUAAUGCCCACCACUCAGAGUUUUGCCUCUGAUCCAAAAUAUGCUUCACCAAAAGUUAUUCAAGCACAAGGAAAAGAUACCUCUAAAGGACCUUGUAUCUUGCCAAUAGUAAAGGAUGGCAAGAAGGUUAGCAACACCCAUUAUUAUUUGCUUCCAGAGAGACCUUCUUACUUAGAUAAAUAUGAAAAAUUUUUCAAAGAGGCUGAAUGUGUGGAUGACCUCUGUUCCAAAAGAUCUGUGACUACAGCAACAGUGAGGCCAAUGGUUCAACAUCCUGAAUACAAGGCCAACUUUUCAUCCAACAAUAGCAAUACAUGUGCUGGGCUUACAGCAAUGAAAAGUUCUCAUAGUCUACAAAAAAUCUCUUUUGAGAGUUCCAGUGGGAAGACAGACUGUUUUACUCCAACAGAGAAAAUUAAAAUUGUUCAGGAGAAUGUUCAUGGCGUUACGAUGGAGGAAUGUCAGACCGCACUUCAGAACCACACCUGGAACGUUCAAAAAGCCAUACAGUACCUCAAGGUUGAGCAACUAUUCUGUCUCGGGUUGAAGACAAGAAGUGAAUGUCAGAAGAUCCUAGAAAUGUUUGACUGGAAUCUGGAAUUAGCCAGUUGCCACCUGCUAGACACGUACAGUGCAGCUCGACAUAGGCGAUGACAGGCUUCACAGUGGAGGAAAAGAACUUGUCACACAUUGGAUAAUUGCUCCGAUGUUUUCAGAAUUGUGGAAACAGUUGUUCACUGGACAGAGUUUUCAGAUCAUUUUCUGUGAAGCAAAGAAUAUUCAAAUGACUGUCUUAACUAACUCUGGCACAAUUUGUGCCUUGUGGUCCUGCUGGUAGGUGGGAUUCCACUUCUCGAUAGCAGUAUUCUUCAAAAGCAACAGGUUGUUUGUUCUUGGUGAAAAGAUAAUUGUAAUUUUGUGGCAUACAGUAAUCCCAACAGCCUUCUGUAUAUAAAUAUAAAAUAUAUAUAAUAUAAAUUUUAUUUGACAAGUUGAUCAUAGAUUGCAGUUGUGUUUAUAUUUUGCAUUGAAUUUGUCACAUUGAUGUUCUAAUAAUUAUUUAAGUUGUUUUCCUAAGAGACGUUUGAAUGAGUUUAACAUUCUGAAUUUCCUAUCCAGGUAAAGAUUAGCCAUUUUAGAUUUCUUCAAGAAUGCAGUUUUUGAAAGUUUAUUAGCAUGACCUUUCACUGAUUAAGACCUGGUAUUAAGUUAGUCAUGUUAAAUCUGUCAAAGUACUUGUCCUCUUCUGUAAUAUGGUAGAUUUAAGUGCCCCCUGCCUGUAGUGCGGUUCUCAUCAAAUUAAGAACACAUAUUGAGUUUUGGGAUUGACCAUAAUCUUUAUCACUAUGAGCACAAGGUUUAAGAUUGCUGAAAUUGUAACAUAAUACCCCGGAUACCUUGAUAUACGCUCAUUUUCAAAUAAAGUCCUGAUGAGCUCUGUUAGUUCACUAUGUGAAGAAUAGUUAUUGCCAAUUGAAAAACAAGUAAUGAAUCGAAAAGAGGAAUGGAUUCAAGUUGUGUGGCCGCUACAGAAAUUAAGCUACUUUCUAAACUAUGGUCUUGCAAAUGUAAAAACUGCUUGGGAUUAUAUAUUGAUACUGGAUUUUACUGGAUUGCCCACUAGGAUAAGAUGAUAUAGCACAAAAAUGAGGAACAUUGGGGUGUGUGAAUUAGGUGGUAAUAGAUUUUAUCCAUUUUGCAAAUAAAUUGAAGAUGUUUAAAUUGAUGAUAACCAAGUUUGGGGAGAAUUGUAGCAUCUGAUCAUACUGUAAAAUGUAUUUUUUUUCCUAAAAACAAUGUCAUUGUGGUGAUAAUUUGACACUCUACAAAAUACAAAUGAAAUGUUUUUUUUAUUAUGGAUCCAUUUCUGUAUACCUCUUUGGGUUUCAGUGUUAACAAAUCAGUCAUCUAGUCCUUUCACAUAGAUUAAGUGGCUUGUUGCCAGUAGUUUGUAGUUUACAUUAAUUAUUCAAAAUAAUCUUUACAUUUUGAGAUGAGCUUCAUAUCCAUUAUCUCAUUUAAAGCCUUCUGCUUUUAUCUUUGGAAUUGCCCAUUCUGACUGUCUAAUCCUGAAUCUUUUCUAUGUGGUUGCCAUUUCUGGUCAUGGAUACUUUAGCACUCAUUAACCUCCCAUAUACCUAUUUUCCAAACUACAAUGAAUUUCAAACUCUGCUAUUAGUAUUCUAUCUUCCACACAUCUGAUUCAUAUGCUAUGUGCCAACUUUGUCCUUUCUUCCAGUAUAACUGUCAUUCAUAAGGUUCCUUUAAUCUAUUAGGCUUUCAGUAUUAUUCUACUCUAUUUUUUAUUUUAAAAAAUAUGAAGCAGCUUUAAUUAUUUCUCCUCAGGAUCCAGAUUACAAUCAGUGCUUUAGCACCCUCUAUAAAUAUUACAAUAACAAAGGGUUUUAUGGAAUUUCCCCAGUGUUUAAAUUUGAUAGCUGUACCAAAUUAAAAAGGUGGAUAAUUAAGACAGACCUUAAUUCUGGACUAUAUAACUUGGGAUCAUUAUCCACUGUUAGGAAACUAUUAAGAACCAGUCUGUUCAUCAGGCUCCUGUUUUGAAACUCAGUGAUUGAAAUAAGAAAUUGGAUGGAUCAUUCUCGAGACUUUUUCAGGUUCCAAUGCUUGUCUGCCAGGUUCUACUCAUAGCUGAAAGAUCAGAAGAAAAACAGACUUCUACUGAACUUUUACUUUGAGUUUGUUUCAGUCCAUUCCAGAUGGUAGCUGGACCAAAAUGUCAAUUCCAUUGUAACACAACAUUAAGCCUGGAGGAUGGCUAAUCUAUCUGCAGAUUUCUGACCAUGUUCUCUGAUUAGUCCAGUGUCACACUUUGGUAAAAGUGGGUGCAUUAUCUGCAAGUCUGAACAAAUUUUAGAAUAGUUUAUAAAUGGAGACUAUGUGGUAAUCUAUUCUUCCUGAGGACUACAGUAACACUUGUUCAUCGGAAACAAAAUUAGAACAACAUUGCAUCCUUAUUUAUUCAAAUAUGUUAUUUAUUACAAUAUUUUGAUAAUGUAAUUUUAUAAAAACUAUUAUUAAUAACUGAUGUCAAGUUAUUCCAUAAUUUGUGAGAGAAAGUUAUUGCAUCAUGACAAAGCCUUGGUGAGGAAGCCAUAUUUAACUGAAUUACUCAUUAAUCUUAAAUUCUCAAGUGAUUGUUUGGAUUUUAGUGCCAUGGCCAAAGGCAAUCUGGAUCAGAGAAAGGAAGUUGAAACAUCACAUGGUCAGUCUUUCCAAUGUUCCUUCUGAAUUGCACUCUCUCACUCUCCCCUACUUCCGGUGAAACCUACUUUGUACCACAUACUUUAGCCAGGUCAGGUAGGGCUAGCAUUUUCCUCAAAUUCACUGUUAUUGUAUAAUCCUACCCAGAGGGGAAAUACACUUAUGCACAGAGCAGUGCUUGCCUGAGAAUUUUAAAAGAGUAAAUCAUUUAGUCUGGUUUGUUUGUGUUAAUAGCAUCAAUCAUCUUUGAGCCUCAGAUGUGCCACCUAAUGGUCUGAUCAGAAAAAUCAUUUAGAAAAUGGCUUUUACAGUUGACUCAAUUAUACAGUUGUUUAAAUGACCAAUUCAAUACUUCAAUGCAGAGAUGCGAUCUGUACCAUUUAAGCAUGGACAUCAUGUGGGUGGGGAGGGGUUUCUGUGAAAAUGAACACUGCACAUUUGUAUAAAGUUUAUUUUUCAAUCUGUUUUGUAGAAGUUCAGUUGUUGCAUGUCUUGUACUCAGCAUUUCUUGGAUUGCAACAUUGUCAUAAUGCUACACUUGGAAAAAAAAGUAGUGUUAACUCAGGUCUUGUUGAAUCCUUGUAAAAUGAAAAAUAAAAGUUAUUGUACUGAAAUGUGAGCUAAUUCCCUCUAUUAUAAGAAAAACUGUCCAUUUUUUUUGAGUUCUGUGAAUAUUUGUAAAGUUUUCAUGCAUUUCUAUUUGUGGUUAACUACAAUUUCAGUGUAGUAUUCAUCUACAUGAAACCAGAGAGUAUAAUUAAAUGGGGCCACUAGUACAUUGCUGCUCUGUUUCUCCCAUUUUACCUCUCUUUGUAUUGUGUUUUUCACAGGUCCACGUGGAUACAAAAAGUAUAAUCGGCCCUAAUAAACUUUGAUGUAUUCAGACACAAUAAUCAAAAAUUGUGUACCAAAACCUGUAACAUUGAUAUUAAUAUAAAAAAAUUCUUCUUGUGCAUAUCUGAUUACGUCAAUAUUAAUCACAGUGCCACUACAUCUUUCCUUUAGCCCAAAAGCAGUGAUAAGAUGUACUAACAUUACACUCAGACAAUGUAUUUCUGUUAAGAUGUUCUGAGAAACUGCACAAUUAUUUUUAAAAGCUAACUUGUAGACAGUCAAAUCUGGAAUCCUCGAUAAUGUGAACUAGGAAAGGGAGUAAAUAGUUUUUUGCUGCACAGCAUAACUAAUCUGAGGAGAAUCUAUGGCAUGGUGAGAAACACAGCAAAUUUUUAACACUGUAAA
Messenger RNA from Hypanus sabinus (Atlantic stingray), 7544 nucleotides. It is a transcript of the gene tnk2b, whose product is annotated as tyrosine kinase, non-receptor, 2b. The transcript has 16 exons. Gene Ontology annotation, cellular component: extrinsic component of cytoplasmic side of plasma membrane. Gene Ontology annotation, molecular function: protein serine/threonine/tyrosine kinase activity; protein binding; protein tyrosine kinase activity. The coding region runs from base 357 to 3737 and encodes 1126 amino acids. The record is from RefSeq and is a predicted model, not a curated record. Lineage: Eukaryota; Metazoa; Chordata; Chondrichthyes; Myliobatiformes; Dasyatidae. Gene Ontology annotation, biological process: negative regulation of epidermal growth factor receptor signaling pathway; regulation of keratinocyte differentiation; signal transduction.